This is a messenger RNA of Podarcis lilfordi (Lilford's wall lizard), 8296 nucleotides long. NCBI's taxonomy places the organism in Eukaryota, Metazoa, Chordata, Lepidosauria, Squamata, Lacertidae. The record is from the annotation of a GenBank genome assembly.
AUGAAAUUCCCUUCCAGCAUCCUCUUUCUAGGUUGGUAUCACUCCUUGGAGCGCAGUGGGAUCAGAGUGUUUGCAAGAGCAGGUCUGGGAGAUUGGAGGCCCGGCUUCCAUUUCUGUUGCUCAGAUAUCUGGACUCUAAAUGGAUCCUCUCCUUUCCAGGGUGUUGGCUGACCAGGCAGUGGCAGAUCUCCAGAGGUGAGUGUCAGUCAGCCGUGAGAAUGGUGAUAAAAAUAGGGGGUGAGAAGAAUGGGAACUACAUGCCGUAGACUCCUCCAACCAGGACUACUUUUCUCAUGGUAGACUUUAUCUGUCUCAUAUUCGAGGCUUUUUUCCAGUCGGAACUCAGUUCCGGCAUCUUUUAGGUGGGGGCAGUUGCCAUUAUCAGAGAACAAGGGAGGCUUUCAUGGUGAUUUCCGGUACCUCUUUUUCUAGAAAAGUUGAACUGCCCUUAUUUAUUUGUCUCUAGACAACCUGUCAAGGAAACCGUCCUCCCAGUUAUCCACUUCAGUUUAUUUCUCUUGGGUGCAAGGUCUGUUUAGACACAGGGAUCCUUAGUCUUGCCCCUCCCACUGUAAACAUCACUAGAUACUAAGGGAGAACCUUCUCUUUCAUUGCCUCCUGGCUGCAUGAAUCGCAACUGGCGCUGUCCUGCCUGUCUCCUGUGUCUUGGCUUAUGCAGGAGAGUGAGCAACCGAGUGACAUAAAGGACCUUAGGUUCUGGACUCUUCCACUUCCUCUCCACCCUGUCCUCCUCCAAUGUCAACAGGGAAGGGGAAGUUAAAGAGCCCUCCCCCUCUCUCUGCUAUCUCAGAAGUGAGUCAUUGGUUGAAGGCUAUAUUGUUGGCCCUACAGCUGUUGCUCAGUUCAAAAUAUGAUUCCUACUUCUUUAGAAAACAGGAUGGUGAUGAGGAAUAUGUGAAAAUAUAGAUAUAUGUCAAUUGGAAAAUGUUACUGAUUAAUAUACGUACCACACUUUUGUGGAUUUUGGUACCCUGAUACAAGUCUACUACAAGUCUCCCAUUACUACUGCUCUGCCUUCCAAAUCUCACUCCUGUUAUCUUUCUUUCCCAGGACAGCUUUAUCGGAAGCCUUCCAUCUCAGUGAGACCAAGUCCUCAGGUCAUCCUAGGUGAAGAUAUCUAUAUCCACUGUGAGACUGAACAUACCGUAUUUUUCGCUCUAUAAGACGCACUUUUUCCCCUCCAAAAAUGAAGGGGAAAUGUGUGUGCGUCCCAUGGAGCGAAUGCAGGCUUUCGCUGAAGCCUGGAGAGCGAGGGGGGUCGGUGCGCACCUACCCCUCUCGCUCUCCAGGCUUCAGGAAGCUAUCCGCUAGCCAUGGGAGACCCAGCUCUCCAACGGCUAGCGGAGACCUUGCCAGCACCCAGAAGCUUGGGGCGCGCUGAGCUCCGCACGCCCCAAGCUCGGGAUUAGCGCAGCGCUCCGCUAGCCCUGGGAGAGCCGCGCGGCUCUCCCACGGCUAGCGGACUGCUUGCCGGCACCCAGAAGCUUGGGGCGCGCUGAGCUCUGCACGCCCCAAGCUUCGGGCUUAGCACAGCGCACCUGGGGGGGAAAUAAAAAAUUUUUUCCUUUAUUUCCCCCCCAAAAAACUAGGUGCGUCCUAUGGGCCGGUGCGUCCUAUGGUGCGAAAAAUACGGUAACUCAGAAGCAACCUUCUUUCUUGUCAAGUAAGGGAGUUCAGCGGCUGUGGAUUCUAAGACUGCCUCACAUUAUACAGAUUUCCCCCUUUCUAAUGCCAAACAUGUAGAAUCCAAUGGCGGGUUCUACAAGUGCAAAUAUUGCAUUAAUGAAAAUAAAUGCUCAGAAUUCAGCAAUAAAGUUUAUGUCAACAUAAGAGGUGAGAGUUUUGCUCUGUCCUUAGACCUAUUCAUGUGCAGGGCAUAGUUACGUUGAAAGCAAAGCAGUUUCUCGUUUUAAGCCCUAACCCUAAUGUCCCUACUCCUUCAGGCAACAAUCACAUGUUACAUGUGGUUGUCUGCAGAGAAUCCAAUGUGUGGACACACAUGUAAGGACUCUGCGUGAUUGUGACUGGUUACAUAUGUCUAGGUGGGAAUGUCUCUGCAGACAACCCCAUGGAGCACAUGGGUGUUGCAGAAAGACAGGAGGGGGCCAUCCUGUGUCACCAUUUGAGGCAAAAUGGGAAUGUGCCACUCCUUGCACGCCCCCCACUUCCGUUCCUGCCAGAAUGCCCCCUCCCUUCUUGCCAAAUGCAACAAGAGUCAGGCCGUUGCACAUGGCAUUGCCACUCAUCUUCUCUGUCCCAGGUGAGCAGAUAUUCCAAGAGCAAGUUUCCUAUUUUACAGAGUGACACAGUUGCAGAUGUUCCACCUUCUGAAUAUCAGCCCUCUUUCUUUCCAGGAGACCUUUAUCCAAAGCUUUCCAUCUCUGUGAGUCCCAGUCCUCUUGUCAUCCCAGGGACACGAUUCUACAUCCACUGUACAAAUGAAUAUCGUAGAAAUGAAUACCGUGAACAAGCAACUUUCUAUCUCUUCAAGGAAGGGACUCCGGGGCAUUUGUUUUCUGGGACUGAUUCAUUAAGUCCUGCAUUUCUCAUUCCUAAUGCCAAGCAAACAGAUGGAGGGAUCUACUGGUGUUCAUAUUGCUUCAGUCAAGACCAAGUUCAAAAAUGCUUGGGUUCCAGCGACAGAGUUCACGUCAACAUAACAGGUGAGGGCUCUUCUCCGUCUUGGUGUGCCAGUUUCACAAAUGAUACUAAAGUGGAGGUCAAAUUUAUUGCAUCUUCAACCAGAAGGAAAUGAUGCAUUGCCUAACAUAUCUCUCAUUCUCUUUCUGUAUUACAUUCCUAGAAGAUUGUAGUUCUGCCUUCUGCUGAAUGUUGGAGUUGCACCAGCCCUUAAACAUCCCUCUUCUUCUCUUUCCCAUUCAGAGCAUUUCUAUCCCAAACCUUCCAUUUCAGUGAGUUCGCAUGAAAUAAUUGCCCUGGGGGGAAAUGCAACCAUCCACUGUAAGAGUGAAGAGAACCCAAUGGCAGAAAUCACUCUGCUGAGAGAAAAUUCUUGGGGUAACCAUGAGAUCAAGAAGAUGGAACCAGGCAGUAUUUUAUUUCCCAUUCUCAAUGCUAAACGAACUGAUGGGGGGAUCUACUUUUGUACCUAUUGCUUCCAAUCAGACUUGGACUUCAAUCAGCGAUGCUCAAACUACAGUGACAGAGUAUACAUCAACAUAACAGGUGAGAUUCUGUCUUGGGUUGCAUCCACACCAAAGACCCUUAUACCACUUUAGCAGUCAUGGCUUCCUCCGUGUAGUUUGGGAACUGUAGUUUAACCAAAAGGUUAAAGUCUCUGUCAGAGAGUCCAUUGCCAGCCUGAUGAAGCAGUUGAUGGUUCUGGCUAGGACUUGGCUCAAAUCCCUAUUCAGGUGUGAAACUCACUGGAUGAGAUUCAAGCACACUCUGGUUGUGAGGACAAAAUGAGGUAAAGAACCAUUAUGCUGGCUUGAGUGUCUUGGGAUAUAGUUGAAAAAAUAAUGAUUAAUUAGCUAAUUACAUGUCUUAAUAUAUAUUAAUAUACUGUUGAGAAGAUGUAUGUUUAUAUGCUGUUUUAUAUUUUGAAAAGCAGAGGCACUCAGGUUCAUAGUCAAUAAUCCAAGUUAACAUAUUUUUGUUAGGGUUGCAAUGCAUUAUUUUGGAAGCUGCAGCUUAGAUAGAUCUGCCUUUAAGUCUCUGUUAAAUCAAAUUUCUCAUCUGCCUUUCCUUCACUCCAUCACCUGAAAAUGAAGGAGAAAUUGUUAAAUUUUUUGGCUGAUUAUAUGGCAUUGGCACAUAUUGGCUCAGGCCUCUGGUGAAGACCAAUGGUUUGACUCAGCAUAAAGCACAUUUUCUUAUGCGCGCUGUAUUAUUUAUUCCCCAGCUACUGGUUUUGAUGGGGCAGGGAUAAUAUUCAGGGACUAGCAUAUGUUUCAGCCUCCCUUCCUGCCCUCUAGCUUCAGAGAUUGUGAUUCACUUUGCCCAUACUUUCAAACAUGUCUUUGCACCAUUAAGGGGUAGAAAGAUGGGGGGGGGGGGGGAGAUAAAGCUGAAAUAAUUUGGAAGAUAAAGUAUUUGGAUGCUACUCUCUUUGCACACUAUACCUGUACAUUAUAUCCAAUACAUGUCAAUUGAAGGUGAUUUUGUGCAUAGCAAAAAGGUCUUUUGAUCUGAUGCAAAUUAGCAGGAUGCAUUACAUGCAUCACAAGCAACAUGUCUCAGUCCUUUCCUGGCUGUUUUUUUCUUUUCUUUUUCCUAACACUAGAUCCCUGGCUUUCUAAACCUUCUAUCACUCUGACACCAACACAGCAGAUUUCUACUGGGAUGAAUGUCAGCAUUGAGUGUCAGGGGGCAAAGAGUUAUGUGACCUUCUCAUUGUUCAAAUCAAACAACCUGAUAGCAUCACAGGAGGCAGAAGGGAACAGAAAUGCAACCAAGUUCUUUUUCUCUGAAGUGAGGUUGGAGGAUGGAGGGAGCUACACCUGCCGAUAUCACCACAUAGGAUUCCCCUUUCGUUGGUCAGAGUCAAGUGACCCCAUGGAACUGGUUGUGACAGGUGAGGAGCUUCCAUAGGUCUUUCUCCCACCUUUCUUCUAACUCUCACUCUCUGUGCAUGAGCUCUAGAGAUUAUGGCUGUCAAAGCCAAAUACCACCCUAGGUGACCUUGAGCCACAUUACAGGGAAUGGAGGAACUGGGUGUUUGGGUUUGCAUCAGCAACGGGUUACUAGAGACAAGAUCAGAAAUGAAGAUGAUAGCAUCCAAGGUGAGGUGCAUAGGAGAUGGAGGUACAUGGAGAUAGCAGGAAGCCCAUCUCAAUAUUCACUUACUUGGGGCAUAUAUGGGAAUGUGAUAUGGCUUUCUGCCCUUGUGUCAUGUAAUCAUUGGCGGAAGGAUAUUCAUGGCCCGUGUUUCUGUAUGUCUAGGGAAUGAAGGGACCGAUACCAUUUGACUGAAAUAUGUUAGAGGUAUAAAGAUGUGGAAAAGUACAUUCUUGAAUAAGACAGAUGGGAGGCAGGGUGCUGGAGUGGUAACUUGUAGAACUUAAGGAGGAAGCUGAAAGGUCAGGUGGGUGACCUUUUCAUAGACAUAGGGCAGUAUGAAAGAACUGCUUCCCCACAGAAUCCAGGGUCAGCCCUACUGUUAGGCAGAGUAAAUCAGCUGCCCUGCCUGAGACAGAAGAUGCAGUGGAAGAGAAGUGUUAGAGGACAGAGUUGGGUGCCAUACCACCUCCCACAGUGCAAGCUCUGCAUAACCUAGAGAAGCUGGUGAGUUUUAGUACAUGGAGUGGGAGGGAGAAAUGGCACCCCCUUGUCACUCACCUCAGGCAGAAAAAUAUCUUCAGCUGGCCCUGCAUACUGUUGGAAAAUAUGUGUGAUUUAAUCAACCAUCUUGCUGGGACCAGUCAUGUGGAUCAUUCCAGCUCUCCUUUCUGGAAUGGCAACAGUCAACCCAACCAAUUUGCCGUGCUCACGGGAUUGCUUCAUCUGCACAUAUUCCCAGUGUAAAGGAAAUUCAGUGUGUGUGUGUGUGUGUGUGUGUGUGUGUGAGAGAGAGAGAGAGAGAGAGAGAGAGCAUACACACCAUUUAAAGCACAUGACUUAUUCAAAAGAAUCCAGAGAACUGUGGUUUGAUAAAGAUGGUGGGAAUCGUUAGUCUGUAAGGAGUAGCUUCUGUGAAAACCAAGGCUUUCCUAGGAUUAUGGGAAAGCACGGUGGGUGUCCAUACUGUGCAGUAGAUAGAAAGCUUUUGUAGUAAGAAUGACCCCUGCAGAAUCAGACCCAAGGCCCAUCUGGUCCAGCACUCUCGUCUCAGAGUGGCCACCCAGAAGCUUAUGGGAAGCCCACAAGCAGCUUAAUGCAUGCAAUAGCCCUCUCGUGCGCAAUAGAUGUUCAGAUGUUCAGAUGUUCAGCAAUAGAUGUUCAGAGGUAUACUGCCUGUGAUGGUGGAGGUAUAGCACAUGCAUGGCCAUCAUGACUAGUCCUGAGUGAUGUGGUCAUGCAGGGGCGAAUGGAUGCAUGUAUGGGAACUGGGAGGCGGUCUUGUGGAGGUUGAUUGAUAGAUCCAAAGGCCAAUAAGAGGAUCAUUCCUAAUAGCCACUGGACACUGCACAAUAAGCAUUAGUAGCAUUCUAACUGUCACCUGGUUUUACAGACAGAUUUCCAGUCAUCUUGUGGGCAAGCAUUGCGGCUGGACUUUCCCUUCUGAUUCUCUUCCUUCUGGUGCUUGCCUUUAUAUUGUACAGAAAAGGCAGAAACGGUAAGUGGGCUUCUGAAUGGACUGCUUUACAGUGGCAGAGAUUAAAGCAUGCAAAACUGUUUUUGUAGCAGUAUAGGUUUUCAGUGACCUGAGCAGCAAGUUAUCUUUUUGCAUCUCUAGCAGAUGAAAAAUUUUCUGUGUGUGUUAUUUAAAUUUAUUUUAAAAAGCAAUUUAGUUUAUGGGUUACCUUGGUAGAAGUUUUUCCAAUGCAGAGUGACACACAGCCUCACAGAAACGAAGCAAGAAGUUUUCUCCAUCCAUGAAGAGAAAGGUCUAAGUCAGGCUUUCCCACCUCAAUGUCCUUCUUGUGGAAGUUUUUGGAUGGCAACUCCAGCAUGGCCAAUAGUCAAGGCUGAUAGGACUUGUAGUCUAAAACAUCUGGAGGGCACCAGGUUAGGGAAGGUUGGUCUUAAGAGUUAGGCUACAUGGGGAGGGAGCAGAACCCACAAAGCUGCUCUGAAACAGAUUGGGCCAAGAAUCUCAUGCUCUCUUUCUGAUCUGCAGGUUCCACGGCCCACAAAAGAAGCCAACCACCGAACACAGUAAGCUUUCCUAGCAACAAAAACUUCCACGUAAACAAAAACCUUUAUUACUGUGGACAUCCUGCCAACCUCCUACACUCCAGGCCCUUCAAUCUAAGAAGGAAAAAAGAACAUCUCUGCCAGUGUGGUGUAGUGGUUAAGAGCGAUAGACUCGUAAUCUGGUGAACUAGGUUCGCGUCUCCGCUCCUCCACAUGCAGCUGCUGGGUGACCUUGGGCUAGUCACACUUCUCUGAAGUCUCUCAGCCCCACUCACCUCACAGAGUGUUUGUUGUGGGGGAGGAAGGGAAAGGAGAAUGUUAGCUGCUUUGAGACUCCUUUGGGUAGUGAUAAAGCGGGAUAUCAAAUCCAAACUCUUCUUCUUCUAACCAAUUUGGUGGAGAAAACAGGCCAUAGAGACAGAAAAAGAUACCAUCUGUGAAACACUUCAGGUGUCAGACCGAAAGCCGCCAUUGGCAAUUAUAACCUCUGGAUCCCAAUAGGGGUGUGGUUUUAUUCAUACAUCUCUAUGUGAAAGUCCUAGGGCACUGUCAGGAUUCAGUGACAGUGUAUAAAGCAGCUCAGUUUAAUACCAGAAGUUUCUGGAGAGGGCAGCUGCAUUCCAAAUGUACCCCUUUAGCCUUAGGGUUGCAGAGUUAUGUCAAAAAAAAGAAAGAAAGUGUGAUCCUGUCCGGCAACAUUCUAUUUAUUUUUUAGCAGUAGGCUCAUUUGACUGUGGGUGUGCAGGCAUGUGCAGAGUGUAACACUCAUCCUCUUGAGAGCUGAGUGGCAGCCCCAGGUGCAGUGGCGGAGCUUGCCGCUCCUGCACCCAGAGUGGCGGGGCAGGGCGAUCCUCCCACAGGGCGGGACAAACCUCGGGGGGGGGUUUCCAUUCACGGAGCAGCAGCGCAAUCCUCCCAGGGGGGAUUUUGUCACCCCCCUCUGGGAUGGCACCUGGGGCAGAGUGCCCCCACCACACACCCCUUCUGAUGCCCCUGCCCAGAUGCCAUUUGCUCCUCUCUGGAAGUUGCUGUUCAAAUUCCUGUCAUUUACACAUUCUUAUUCAUCAUUCCCAUUGUCCCUCUAGAACAGGGGUAGGCAACCUAAGGCCUGGGGGCUGGAUGCAGCCCAAUCGCCUUCUCAAUCCGGCCCGCGGACGAUCCGGGAAUCAGCGUGUUUUUACAUGAGUAGAAUGUGUGCUUUUAUUUAAAAUGCAUCUCUGGGUUAUUUGUGGGGCAUAGGAAUUCGUUCAUCCCCCAAAAAAAUAUAGUCCGGCCCCCUGCUGAAAAGGUUGCAGACCCCUGCGCUAGAAGAUGUAGUGGCAGAGACUGAAUGCUAAAUAUCUCCCUCUCCCCCCCCCCCCCAUAGCCCCUGGAAUCCGACAGCAGAGAAGACCCUGAUGGAGUUUCUUAUGCUGCCCUGAACCACGGGGCCCUGAAAUCCAAACAGGUACCCGAUGCUGACAGGAUCCCUGAAAGCUGUACUUACGCAACAUUGGCCCAAGGCAGACCAAAGUAG